CCCCUCUGUAGCUUCUCUCAGCCGUCCUCCUCAUCUUCCUCUCCUUUCACCCUCCAUCCUCUCUCCUCUCACCAGGAGGAGUCAGGAUGGGUUGUCGCCUGACUCGGACCAAGGGCAAGACUCAAGAACCUUCUCAUCAGCGCCACCGGGAGGAGGUGCAAUAUGUGGACGAGUACGGCCAGCCAAUUGCCGUGGAGGCCAGAAGGGGGCGUGGACACAGGAGGAGGCGGUCUCACUGCGCGGUCGACUGUAACGUCCCAACGGAGAGGCACUGGGAGGCCCUGAGAGCCAUGGGCCUGAUGGAGGGAGAGAGAAGCCAGAGAGACGCCUACGGUGCGGGAUCUUAUUAUGGUCACAUGACCGCGUCGCCCGACCUGUACUCCAAUGAUGAUGCCAUGAUGAUGCCGCCCAAUGCCUACCCAACCAACGGCUACCUGGCCAGAUCGUCCAAUGAGCAGCACCCGGGGGACAACUACCUGCCCAGCGUCUCCUACAGCCUCGAUCACCUGGACAGACUGGACUACCAGGGACCAGAAAUGUUGCCCUACCAGCCAAACUCCGAGAGCUGUCUGAUCGGCUGCUACAGCACGGAACAGAUGGAGCCAAAGGAUUUCCACCGAGAGUCGGACUAUCACCCCCCCUGGCGGUCGGAUCGUUUCCUCGGGUACCUUCCCCUCAGCGAGCUGGACAGCGGGCUGGGCUGCGGCCCUGACAGCCCGCAUCACCAAACGGCACUCUCCGAGGGCGAGACGGACGCCAUGUCGUCACUGCCGGGGCACACCCCUUCCUCCCAGGGCUCCUCCUCCUCCUCAGAGUCCCUGAUCUCCUCCGAACCCAGCGACUCCGGGUUCCACAGCGUCAGCACCGGGGAGCACCGCCGACUUCACAAGAUUCCCGGGAGCCACGCCCACCGCCAGACGCACCACCCUCGCUCCCCCCGGGAGCAGAGAGGACGCUGGGAUUUGGAGUCCAUCCCUGAGAAGACUCCGAUGAUCCACUCUGGGGCGCCGCAGGCGUCCCGCUGCACUGUGGGUAACAGCACCACUACGACGGUUCACUUCCACAGAGCCGAGAGGAGUCCCACCUUACCUCGCCAUCGCUCGCCUCCUUCCCCUUCCACUGGUUGCCGUACCGAGCCCUGUCAGCGGAGGGCGCUGUGGUUGGAGCAGCAACACGGAGGCGGAGGCACGAUUGAGGCCCCGGGUCGGAGUCGAACACUAACGGACCUGAGCGAAGGGCUGCGUCCCCGCCGGGCCAGCCACCCCAACGCGGCCGACCCCAACGCCCUGCGAAGCGGCCUCCAAGACGGCCGGCCGGGGAAACCCAGUAACAAGCUGGGGCCGAGGAGCAGGGCCAGUUACCCCAGUAACUGUCAGCACCCCGGUCACCUGGGCAUGGACCGAACCAGUCUGAACAGUCACCAGAACGCACCGAGAAACAGCUGGAGCCGAGAGGAAGACGCCCUUCCCAAGAGUCCCGGCUCUGGAUCCAGCGGCGCGUCGGACUGGCGUGGCUUUCAGACCCUGGGGAAUCGCCCCCGCGUCUCCAAAGGCUCCCCAGGGCCCUGCUACAGCACGCUGGGAGCGCCGCAACACAACCCGACCCGCUCCCCGCCUUCACCCCGCUCCAGAGCGUCCAAUCAAAAGUCGGUCAGGAACCAGCUGCUCAGGGCGCGAGCCUACCGGCUGGCCAGGGAGCGCAGCGAGGUCACGACGGACGAGGAGGUGCGAGGAGGCGGCGAGAGGAAUGGCGAGGAGGAAGGGGAAGAGGGACGGUGGGCCGGGCGGUACUGGAGCCGCACCGAGAGGAGGCGACACCUGGCGUUGUCGCGGCAACACAGAGAGCGGAGAGGCUGCGGCGGGGAGGAGCCGGCCGGGGGACUCCAGGCGUCCAUGACCUCUCAGACGGUGCUGGAGCUCAGCCACAUGAAGCAGAACCGCCUGAGGAACAGCAAGGUGCUGGACGACUGGACCACGGUGGAGGAGCUGCUGACUCACGGCACACGAGUGGAGAGCGACGGUCAGCUCUGUCCCAGCCCUCUGCUAUCGGUUACUACUGUCUGAGUGUGUGGGGGGAGGACAGCUCCCCCCGUUGGUCACCGCUGGUCCCACACUUCAGUCACUGACAGGUCAGCGUGGUGAAAAGAGGGAAGCGUCAUCACACCGAAGACGUUUGUGUUUCACUGUACGGCAAAAGCACAAACCCACAACCACUGUGGGGACUCUUGGGACUUGUCAAAGGCUCAGGUGGUUGCAGCCAUUGGAGGAAGACUUGCUCGGAGGGUUAGGGGUUCGCUCACAUACCUGCUCGCUAGUAUGCUGUAACGAGGGGGCGGAGUCUGCCACAGGUACACGUUUGUCCCUUUGAAAGAUCCAUCAGGUGCACAUUGUCCUAAACCAGUUAAAAGAAAAAUAGUUAACAUUACACAAUUAGACGACAUUCCAACGCCUCUGUGGAGCUACGAUGUGUUUAGCAUCCCGAUGUUCUCACUCCACCAUCGGGUGGUUCACAUCAGGUAAAAUAACGUCUCAUUUUGGCACGUUUAUUGCUAACUUAGCCUAUCAGCUAACUAGCUAGAAAAGGUAAUCUGUGUUGGGGACGUACAUCGAGUGAGACCGGAGGCAAUACAAGUCCAAAAAAUGAAUAGAUGGUCUCACACGAGUCGAUUGGGUGCUCACUGAGGAUCUCGGUCAUGUAAUGUGAGCGAGUUUGAACAAAUCAAGAACUAAAAAAACAACUGGUACUCAGGGGGAAAAAACACCAACAAACUCAGCACCGAAGGGUUGAAACCAGCAGCGAUGACCCCAAACGCUGGAGAAACCGGUGGGAAAAUGGGUGUCCAUAAGUCCCAGCAGCUCUGCAGCGUCUCCGGUAGCUUCAGCUACCAGCAACCAGAGCUGGAAGUUGAACCUUUGUGGUCAGACGGGCUCUGAAUUCUGUCUCACGCGACGUACGUAGUUUAUCUUCAGUCUCCCGAGUGCUUUAUACCUACAUCUCACACAGCGUGAAGAGUUUCUAUUGAUUAAAGGCGUCUGAAAGGGAAUCAAAAGCAGCGGUUUUAAAGGAAUAGUUUGACAAAUAGAUAGAGGUCACGAUUAAGUCACGGAAUAAACAAAGUUGUUCUUUGGUUGCAAACAAAACAUCAGCAGAGAAUCCAAUGAUGGAGCUCUUUCAUCUUCUACUCACUAAAUGAGACUUUCAUCCAGCAUGUCGGAUCUUCAGGUUGUCUCUUAUUUCGAAGUUGAGGUCCAUCACACCGGAAACAAACAUCUCUCGUCUCCUCACAAACAUGCUGAGAACAUAUGUGGGAGGAAUAAUCUGUGACUCGCUGAUCAGGGUUAAAUGUUACGAUGAAAUAACGUGUUAAACAAUGAAACUGUUCAAUGCAAUUUUGUCAAAUAUGAUAAAAUGUAUUUUUAUUUUCGUAUCCUGUCGAGGUUCAGGUGGAAAUGAAAAUCCAGAAGACGGUUUUCAUGUCACCAAGUUGAAUAUAUUUGAGGGGUUGUUUUUCUAAACCGUGUGUGUGUGUGUGUGUGUGUGUGCGCAUUGAUGCAAGAGAAAAAAUAUGAAGUUUGGCCAAAGAUUAUUGUGUAACUUUGGUUUGUGGACAAUCUAGAAGAAGCACCACUGUAUGAUGUAAAGGUAUAUUUUAUAAUCAUGGUAGUUUUUAUAUUCUUUAUCCUCAUACUUUGCCUUCGGUAGAUCACUUCUGCUUCUCACCAACGUCCUGCUAUGCUAGCGCGCGUAGACGUCUGUUAGCAUCAGCUUCAUCAUUGCAGUCUAAACCUAAAGCAUGCGAACUCCCGAUUAGGCAAAAACUGAAAUGCUAAUUUUGUGCUAAAGUGUUUUAUUUUUUUGACAGCAAGCGAUACUCUGAAACCGUUUAUAACCUGAUUUGUUGAAUUAAACAGAUGAAAACCAGUGUAA
Messenger RNA from Gasterosteus aculeatus aculeatus (three-spined stickleback), 3927 nucleotides. RefSeq lists its product as uncharacterized. The record is from RefSeq and is a predicted model, not a curated record. NCBI's taxonomy places the organism in Eukaryota, Metazoa, Chordata, Actinopteri, Perciformes, Gasterosteidae.